Molecule: messenger RNA, 1394 nt
Organism: Histoplasma capsulatum G186AR
Lineage: Eukaryota; Fungi; Ascomycota; Eurotiomycetes; Onygenales; Ajellomycetaceae
Product: glycerophosphoryl diester phosphodiesterase
Exons: 5
Coding region: 205-1311 (368 amino acids)
Biological process (GO): lipid metabolic process
Molecular function (GO): phosphoric diester hydrolase activity
Source: RefSeq, a predicted model, not a curated record
AUCUCUGUUUUUCACCAUUCUUCGCGUGGAUACGGUUUCAUACUGUGGCGGAUCUAAAUAUUGUGUUCUCUAGCACUCCAUAUUCAUAAGAAAGGAUCCUGUCCGACUAUCUGUCUGCCAUUUCUAAGUCGAUCCGGCUGCCCGACCUAACCUCGCUGCAAUCUGGUAGCCUGCUGUGCCAUAUAUGGUCUCUCUGCCUGGAUCAUGGAUACAACAGAAUCACCGCUUCUAGAAAAUUUCAUCACCACACCCAAGCACAGCCUGGAAGCUGAUCGGCCAAUCUCACCCUCGUCAAACUCACUGGAGCCAAUCGUCUUCUUUCCUAAAGCACGAUGGCCAGAUCCGAACCGGAACGCUGUGGCACGAAUGAACCCGAUCACUAUUGCUCACCGCGGCGCCAAAGCCAAGUUCCCAGAGAAUACUAUGGGCGCGUUUAUCCACGCCAUCGAUGUUGGUGCACAAGUCAUUGAGACUGACCUGCACCUUUCCAGGGACGGGGAAAUUGUUCUAUCUCAUGAUGCGACCCUCCAACGCUGCUUCGGUGUGAAAAAACGGAUCAUCGAUUGUGAUUGGCAAUAUCUCAGCACCCUACGGACGACAGGAGAACCUGUCGAAUUCAUGCCCCGCUUGGUUGAUGUGCUGCGGUACGUUUCUGCUGCGCCUGAACGGAAAGACGUGUGGAUUCUAUUAGAUAUCAAGCGUGACAACCAUCCCGAAACCAUCAUGGACACUCUUGCAGACUUACUCCGCUCCACCCCUUCAGAACACAAGCCGUGGAACGAGAGGAUAAUCCUCGGCUGUUGGACAACUAAAUACCUUUCCCUCGCCCACCGCCUUUUCCCGGCCUACCCGGUCUCCCUAAUCUCCUUCUCCCUCGCCUUCGCCCGCCAAUUCCUGAAGGUCCCCCACAUAAUCUUCAACAUGAAUAUGCACGCGCUCAUGGGCCCUGGGGGUGCGCAAUUCCUCGCCGACGCCAGGGAGGCGGGGCAGCAGGUCUUCGCGUGGACGGUGAAUAGGGAGGAGUUUAUGCGGUUGUGCAUUCGGCGCGGGCUCGAUGGGGUUGUCACGGAUGAGGUGGAGUUGUGUCGGCGGACUUGCGACGGGGGGAAGGAUGGGCCGUGUCGUUUGCUUGAGAAUGGGGGAGAUGAUGAUGGCGAUGACGGGCUAACCGUGCUGCAACGCGCUGGUGUGCUGGUUAGGGCUGUGCUCUUGUACGCGGUAGGGAGCCUGUUUACCGCUGUUUAUCGGGUGGAUUUAGAUCACUUUAUUUAUGGGUUGUAUCAUGAUGGGAACGGAAAAGAAUAUAAAUAGAGGCCUAGAUUUUCCCCGUUUUUUGAAUUGAGUUAGAUGGAAUUGUAUGCUUGACAAUGAAUAAGGAGCAUGGUAAAUAUGUG